CGUCCAAAUUGUCAGACCAAUCAUAACGGAGUGGGAGUAUUCGCGCGAGAAAUGAUGCACUCGCCUCGCGCGCGCUGUCCCUCCCAGCAGCAUCAAAGCAGCAGCAGCGAUCAGCGCACGAGCACAGCUCAGGCACCUGCAGGGUUCUAAUGGUCUGUGACCUCUGUAAUUGAGGAGCUAGCAACUAUGUGAUUGCCUCAUAUUCCAUCAUCUUAUUCUUGUGGCGUCCUUCCUCGUUUGCCACCAAAAACUUCCAAGCGAAUCCAAUGGUCUCCUUGUCGUUGGAUUCCGUUAUCCGGUACGCUCCAGUGAGGGGCACUGAUGACCCCGUUCGGUUAUUGUGCUCCGUCCCUGCUGGCUUCCCACCUUUGUAACUGCGUCCCCACUGCUGCUUGUGCGUCUGGAUCCACCUUAUGCCGCAAUGGUGAGUGCCUUUGAAUGGUAUGGCUGUCUUCUUCUGCUGACGGGGGUGGCCGGAUCCGUCAGCCAGCGUACAGAUCCACUGACGCCCCCUGCUCCCGAAUAUGCCCACUCUAUACGACUGGACGGUGAUAUCAUCCUGGGAGGUCUCUUCCCGGUGCAUGCUAGGGGCGAACGUGGCGCCCCUUGUGGGGAACUGAAGAAGGAGAAGGGUAUUCAUCGGUUAGAGGCCAUGCUCUUCGCCAUCGACCUCAUCAACAAAGACCCCGACCUGCUGCCCAACGUGACCCUGGGGGCGCGUAUUUUGGACACCUGCUCGCGCGACACCUACGCCCUGGAACAGUCGCUUACUUUCGUGCAGGCGCUCAUCGAGCGCGAUUCUACUGAUGUGCGAUGCACUAGUGGUGAGCAGCCAAUCUUUGCCAAGCCGGACAAGAUUAUUGGUGUGAUAGGCGCAGCUGCAAGCUCCGUCUCCAUCAUGGUGGCCAACAUCCUACGCCUGUUUAAGAUCCCCCAGAUCAGCUAUGCAUCCACAGCGCCGGAGCUGAGCGAUAACACCCGGUACGACUUUUUCUCCCGGGUUGUGCCGCCUGACUCCUACCAGGCCCAGGCCAUGCUGGACAUCGUGACCGCCAUGGGCUGGAACUACGUCUCCACGCUGGCGUCUGAGGGGAAUUAUGGGGAGAGCGGUGUGGAGGCUUUCGUUCAGAUCUCACGAGAAAGCGAGGUGCAGCGAAGUGCCAAUUGAGAUCGUCCAGCAGCACUCAGAUUUCAGACAAUUGGUUCAUAAACCGU
Molecule: messenger RNA, 1215 nt
Organism: Sinocyclocheilus rhinocerous
Lineage: Eukaryota; Metazoa; Chordata; Actinopteri; Cypriniformes; Cyprinidae
Product: metabotropic glutamate receptor 8-like
Exons: 4
Coding region: 422-1168 (248 amino acids)
Biological process (GO): G protein-coupled receptor signaling pathway
Cellular component (GO): membrane
Molecular function (GO): G protein-coupled receptor activity
Source: RefSeq, a predicted model, not a curated record